UUCCCUUUUCCAAGGGUCCUGCUUCCCCCACGACCGAACAAACCCACCUACCCACGCCCGCUAAUCCCCUGCCCUCACCGCCCACCCUCAACCUCGCCAAUCCUAGAAGAAUCAUGUCUGCUGCACGCGGCCGGGGCGACGCCGGCGGCGACGAGGAAGUCGGCACCGAGCUCAAGCUGGGCGAGUUCCAGGGCGUCACCACCCUCACCCUCUCCGAGGCUCGCCUGAUCAUCGACGCCAUUGUCGAGCAUCGCAAGAAGAACAAGAUCUCCGUCAACGAGACCGAGACCCUCACCAAGAUGCGCACCUACCUCGACGUCUUCUCCCGCUUCAAGGAGCGCGACGACUGUGACUCGAUCGACAACCUGCUGCGCACCCGCAACGACCUCGCCGGCUUCGAGCGCUCCCAGCUUGGCACCCUCUGCUGCGAGACCGCCGACGAGGCCAAGACCCUGAUCCCCAGCCUGCAGGACAAGAUAUCCGAUGAGGACUUGACUGCCUUGCUGAACGAAAUCAGUCGCCUGCGCCACUUUGCCGAGUAAAAGAACAUCCAAAUCGCAUGCCUCUGGGACUGCCAGAUGCCAGGUUAUUUGCGCUUCGCGAUCACGCUAACAAUCCAUGUAUAACUAGAGGAAAAGAUACCCCAAUGGGUGCCACUUGCAGCGAGAUGGCUCAUUAGGGCACGGCAAAAAUGCCAAGCUGAAAACAAAGAGCAGCUCGGCUGUGGGAAAAGACUGGAGUUCUGGCGAUAAAUUACACAGGGAAAGCGUCAAUUGGAUGAUGAGCAAAACGGAAACCCACGAACUUUCAAGACUUUAACGUUGGCUGAGUAGGAACCUUUAAGCAAAUGCACAUCAAAGUCAU
Messenger RNA from Aplosporella prunicola CBS 121167, 864 nucleotides. RefSeq lists its product as uncharacterized. Gene Ontology annotation, biological process: nuclear-transcribed mRNA catabolic process, deadenylation-dependent decay; mRNA export from nucleus in response to heat stress; positive regulation of translational initiation. The transcript has 2 exons. Gene Ontology annotation, molecular function: translation initiation factor binding; nucleotide binding. Gene Ontology annotation, cellular component: P-body; RNA polymerase II, core complex. The record is from RefSeq and is a predicted model, not a curated record. Lineage: Eukaryota; Fungi; Ascomycota; Dothideomycetes; Botryosphaeriales; Aplosporellaceae. The coding region runs from base 114 to 542 and encodes 142 amino acids.